This is a messenger RNA of Medicago truncatula (barrel medic), 591 nucleotides long. RefSeq lists its product as uncharacterized. The record is from RefSeq and is a predicted model, not a curated record. The transcript has a single exon. Lineage: Eukaryota; Viridiplantae; Streptophyta; Magnoliopsida; Fabales; Fabaceae. Bases 1 to 591 code for a protein of 196 amino acids.
AUGUAUUGCAAACGAUUCAUCUCUAAUAUUUCCUAUGGUGAUGAUACAUAUCUACUCUUAAAGAAGACUCGAUUAGAUUUUGAAAAUCAUUCGUUUUUGUAUUUAUUUCCUGGUGAGAGGUUUGACAAUAAGGACAUGUUAGAUUGGCCGCCUCCAUUUCAAAAUGAUGAUCGUGAUAUUAAUAUUUUGGGUUCUGGAAUUAAUGGCACCCUUUGUCUCUAUGUCAACAAUAUUAGUUCAAAAGUCGUAUUGUGGAACCCAGAAAUUGAGGAAUUCAAGGCUAUUCCACACAAACCUUCUGUUUCCGUAAAACAUUAUGUAAAAGUUAUUGAGCAACUUCAUGGGUUUGGUUAUGAUUUUGUUAGAGAUGAUUAUAAGAUUAUCCGAUAUGUGGAAUUUUAUACCGAUCUAUUUAGUUUUUUUGAUGCUCAGGUAAAUGUCUCACUGUCAAACGUGGUAUAUGACCCUGUGUGGGAGAUAUAUAGCCUUAAAAGUAAUUUCUGGAGAAAACUUGAUUUGGAUAUGACAACUUUUUAUCGGAGUCCUAUAAGUGUUCCAGAGCAAGUGUGCAUGAAGGGAGUGUGUCAUUGA